This is a messenger RNA of Phymastichus coffea, 2022 nucleotides long. RefSeq names its product meiotic nuclear division protein 1 homolog. The transcript has 5 exons. Gene Ontology annotation, molecular function: double-stranded DNA binding. The record is from RefSeq and is a predicted model, not a curated record. Bases 467 to 1084 code for a protein of 205 amino acids. Gene Ontology annotation, biological process: reciprocal meiotic recombination. NCBI's taxonomy places the organism in Eukaryota, Metazoa, Arthropoda, Insecta, Hymenoptera, Eulophidae.
CUUAUAGCUGUGCUCUCUCUCUCUCUCUCUCUCUCUCUCUCUCUCUCUCUCUCUCUCUCUCUCUCUCUCUCUCUCUCUCUCUCUCUCUCUCUGUACCAGUUUACUUUAGAUUGAGAUUCGUAGCCAAUAUUGCGUGUAUCUUUUUUCUUCCAUCCAACUUUUUAGCACCUCCUCGACUUUGUUUUUUCUUUUCGUUUAUGAAAACAAGGCGGAAAUUUAUGAUCCGUUCUUUAAGUGUCGUUUCGUGUGUGACUGUGAUUCACCUUUGGAAUAUUAAACGAAAACGCCGACGGAACACGUAUUGAAGACACACGCGCUUUAGUUUAUAUAAGCAGGGUAAAUUUGAUGCUGCGCAAUCCCUGUGAAAAUUUUCACGUGUUGCCACAUUGAAAAGCUGUUCGACCUUUAUCAUCCGCUGGAAAAGUCUUUAUGCGAGCUUGUAAAAGACACGAUCAUAAAAUUUACAAUGUCAAAGAGAAAAAGAACAACAGCAGAUGAAAAACGUUCAUUGAUGUUACACUUUUUCCAUGAAAAAAAGGACUUCUACACUUUAAAAGAAUUGGAAACAUUAGUACCAAAAGAAUGUGGGUUAGCAGCACAAGUUGUGAAAGAUGUUCUUCAAACUUUAGUUGAUGAAGGGUUGGUACAUUCAGAUAAAAUUGGAACAGCAGUCUACUUUUGGUCAUUUCCAGGAGAAAAAAUACCAGCAAUAGAGAAAGAAAUAGCAGAAACAGGAAAGAAGAUUUUAAUGCUUGAAACAAAGUUAGGGAAAUUAAAAUGUGAUAUUGAAAUUGAAGAAGCUAAUCAAACGGAUUAUGAAAAAACGAAAGCAUUGAUAACAGAAAUAGAUACAUUAAAAACUAACGAAGGGGAAUUGAAAAAACAAAUUAUAAAAUUUAGUGAUGCUGAUCCAGAAGUUAUUGCUCAAAUCGCUAAAAAAGCAAAAGUAAUGAAAGAAGGAGCAAAUACAUGGACAGACAAUAUUUAUGCCCUCAAAACUUGGUGUAGAGAUAAAUUUAACAUAGAGGAAGCUGCACUGAACAAACAGUUCAAAAUCCCUGAAGAUCUUGAUUACUUACCAUAAUCAUUAGAAAAUAAGAAGGUAUAUAGACUUUAUGUGUAAACAAAGAUAAAAGAAGAGUAAAAAAACCUACCAUUCUACUAAAAUACCUUUCUGAACAUUCACCAUCGCGGAAGUUGGCGGUAUUCAAUGAUUAGUUGCGUUCAUGAAAUUGUAGGUUAUAUCUUCAACCAUAAAAUUAUACUAGAUACACCCCUACUCUCCAAAUUUAAGAAUGUUGGUCGUUUUCGUAUUGCUAUUAGUACGUCUUUAGCCUUUUGUAUUUGUAUGAAAAUAUUUAUUAUUAAUUAUAUUUUGUACAUAUUAUGAAAGAGUAAAGCAGAUACAAUUUAGAAGUAUCUGUAAACGUGUAAAUAGUUUAUUAAAAAAAUCGUAUUUUGUAUCAUUUUUUUCAUAAAAUAAACUAUUGUAAAUUGUGAAAAAUGUUCAAGAUCUAGAUUAUUUGCCAAAAGAAUACCCAAUUUGCAAAAUCUGUUAUACCUACUUAUAAUAAAUCAAAGUAAUCCCUAUUCGGGUUACGUGGCACGUGACUUGGCUAGUUUGAAUUUUAGAUAGUAUGAAAAUAAAUCGGUGAAGAUAAAACGAGAAAAUGAAUGGCAGUAUAACAAUUUAAAAGAAACUCAAAUAAUUUAAGUUUAAAGAGGACUUAGGCUUAACAUUUAAGUCUAUGUAUAUAUAUAUAUUAUCUAUUUUCUUCCAGUGGAUAAGUAUUACUAUGUUUUGUCUUCUCUCUCACCAGUUGAAGUGAAUAUGAAAACAUUUGAAAAUCUCUUCGAAAAUUAAGGAUUUUUGUCUAAAGCUAUUGGUUUCAAAAUUUCUUAACCACGAGAACUACACAGAAGUUCGUGAUCCCUCAGUUAGUUCAAAUUCCAAUCACCAGAAGCAGAAACAGUCUGUCGCUCUCCGCCAAAAUUCGCAUUCGCUAUCUAUUAUUGCAUUGC